This is a messenger RNA of Anopheles darlingi, 1877 nucleotides long. RefSeq names its product 39S ribosomal protein S30, mitochondrial (gene mRpS30). Gene Ontology annotation, cellular component: mitochondrion; mitochondrial large ribosomal subunit; ribosome. Gene Ontology annotation, molecular function: structural constituent of ribosome. Lineage: Eukaryota; Metazoa; Arthropoda; Insecta; Diptera; Culicidae. Bases 35 to 1693 code for a protein of 552 amino acids. The record is from RefSeq and is a predicted model, not a curated record. Gene Ontology annotation, biological process: translation. The transcript is spliced from 2 exons.
CAUAACAACGUGUGCCGCCGCCGCGAUUCGGAAAAUGCUUUCGCACAGUUUUCAUCGUAAUUUCGGGCGUCUGCACCGGUAUGGCCACCGUGCGUUCUCUACGAGGCCGCUCCCGAGCCAGGAGCACGAAUAUACCGCCCAACCAGAGUACCCACCGAUCCAGGAAGUCGGAUUUAAGGCGCAGAAAAAACGGGAACGAGAAAGCUGGCACAAGCGGAUUGAGCGGUUGAGCUCGGUCGAGGAGAAGCUGUUCGAGAUCAAUAUGCCCAAGUACUACGGCUACAAGGCCAGCAUGCUGACCGACGAGAAGUUCCCGUACAACAGCAAACCCUUCCUGCAGUACGCCACGAGGACGAGCUUCCAGGAAGGUCUGCCGGCCUUCUACAAUCCGCUCAAGGAGGAAGCUGCUAAGCUCCUGGAAUCGAUUCGCGGCGAUCUGGAAGAUACGAUCGGGUUCGAGCUAUCUCUCCACAAGCAUUUAGAGGGUCAUCGCGUGGAGAAAGAAGAAGCUGCAACACGCUCUAUUCUGCUGCAGUUGAAUCGUACAAUAACGAACGCACUUAGCGCCAGCCAUCCGCACCUGAGCGAGAUCGAAAUCGAUGUCGAUCCACGACAUGAGGCGUUUUGGUUUCUCGGUGGUAUCGCUCCUCCGAAGCUUGUACGCAAAAUCAAAGAAGGCCUAGAGUGGCAGAAGCAAUAUGCCAAUGAUCCAUACGAUCGCAACAUCCAGUACAUCGGCAAACCGUAUCUGGCGCUCCGUCACAGGAACUUGCUCGAUCCGCUUGAGGCCGCUGGAGAGCUGGAUACAAUCGACAUCAAGCAGGACAAGGUGGAUGUUCCCGACUUCCGGUACGAUCCACUUACGCUCGGCUACAUGACAGAGUUCCGCCACGCAACCACUGUUCCGGGAUUUUGGCCGGGAGAUCAGCACGAGUUCGGAUUGCUCUCUUUCCAAAGAAGAAGCCAUGCCAUUGAUCGGCAACGGUAUUGUGCUAUCAACGAUCUGGAAGAAGCUCUGCAUGCACAAGGUAUACUGUCCAGUUACGCUUGGUUGCUGGGGCAGGCUUGUUAUCAAGGAUUUUCGGUCUUCAACGAUGUGACCUACCCAUUAACCACACAAACGGUGAUCACCGAUGGAAAACAUUGGUCCUUCUACGCCUACCAGCUAAACACCACGCUUCUGCAUACGGACCAAGUUGACGUUAACAAUCGCUACAAUCUGUGCUGGGGAACGAAGGAACUACCGUUGUUCGAUUCAGUAGAGGAGUCCGGCAAAGUUAACGGUCUGCGUGAUGAUACCCUACUGCAUCUCAUUAUGUUCUAUUUAAAUCAACCGAAACAGCGACCGGACGUCGAGUUGAAACCAUACCUCUGCCCGAAAGAACCGUAUAUCGCUCAGAUCGAAGACGAAAAGCGACGCGUGUUCAUGGAGGAAGCUUACAAACGGUUGGUCUCCAAUCGACCCCGGCAUCGGCUUGUACCGGAGGUGUACCUGUGGGAGAAGAUAUACAAAAUUGAUAAUAAGACUCGUCCGAUGGAACCAAAACGACGACCAUUCGAACUUGGGGAAAAUAUGUACAAGCGUCGCAUGGACGAGCACGCGCUGAAAUACAUCCCUCGUGCCGUCCGUCCCGAUGGGCCAAAGAGUAGACCCAAGUUUGAGGCAACAUACUAUCCAAAUGUGAGACGCUAGGAGUCUGGUAGCCGCUUGAUAAACCGUGUGUAGCAUAGACGAACAAUAAAGCUCCCGAAAGAUGUAGAUGUAAAGUACAAAAGCGUUUAUUGAAUCUAAAACACAAACUUACGUAUUAUAAAAAGAAUAGGCAGGAAACAGAACACACUAAGGUACAAGUGGCGUUUCUGCAAUGUAAUGAGAU